Messenger RNA from Schistosoma spindalis, 2466 nucleotides. Lineage: Eukaryota; Metazoa; Platyhelminthes; Trematoda; Strigeidida; Schistosomatidae. The record is from the annotation of a GenBank genome assembly.
GGAGGGAUUUUUGUAAAUAUUAAUUCAUAUGAGCUUGUAUAUCAUUCCUUUUUUGAUGUUUUAUUCUUAACUAUCAUUAUAUACUACUUAUAUUAGAUACAAAAUGGCUUACAUUACACUAUUGUCAUUUAAAUAAAUAAUUUCAUCUAUGAUAUUUCAUUAUAUUCAUAUGUAUAAUGAUAAUAUUAUGAAAUAAUGAAUUCUAUAUGAUAUAAAACAAUAAAACAAUAAAACUAUACACAUAACUAUAUUACUGAAUUGAUAUCAUCAUAUCAGAUUUGUAUUAGUAAUAAUAAUAAUCACAAUAAUAAUAAUAAUACCAAGAAUAAGAAUGAACAGUUAAGUGGAAUGAAUUCAUUCAAUAAUUCCAUUGGAAAUUUAUCUUCUACAAGAAAUAGUUCAUCUUUAAUAACAAAUUCAAUGAAUACUACUAAUAAUAAUAAUAACAGUAAUAAUAAUAAUAAUAAUAAUAGUAAUCUAUGUAUUAAUACAUCAAGAAAUAAUGAUUAUACAAAUGGUAAUGAAUCUAAUGGAAAUUAUACAACAACAUCAUCUAUAUUAGGAUCUAAUUCAAGAAUUUUAAGUAAUUGUGCUGAAUGUGGUCUAAGAAUUAUUAAUUUAAUAGAUACAUGUUAUGCAAUGGGAUAUUUAUAUCAUAAUUCAUGUUUUGUAUGCUGUUGUUGUAAGAGAACAUUACGCGGGAAGGUGUUUUACAAAGAUCAAGAUAAAAUAUAUUGUGAAGAAGAUUAUCUGUAUUGUGGGUUCCAACAAACAGUGGAGAAAUGUUUCGCAUGUGGACAUAUUAUUGCUGAGACAAUACUUCUAGCUGUUGGAAAAACAUAUCAUCCAGGAUGUUUUCGAUGUUGUAUUUGUACUAAAUGUUUAGAUGGUAUACCAUUUACUAUUGAUUCAAAUAAUUUAAUUUAUUGUUUACCGGAUUAUCAUUUAAUUAAUGGACCAUUAUGUGCUGUUUGUGGUUUAGUAAUUAUGCCAGAUGAGGGUUCAAAUGAAGUUAAACGAGUUGUGGCACUUGGUAAAGAGUUUCAUAUUGAUUGUUAUCGUUGUAUUGAUUGUAAACGUAAUUUAAGUGAUGAAUCAGAUAAACGUUGUUAUCCUUUCAAUGAACCAGAUCCUGGAAUAUCUGGACGUAUUAUACAACGUUUAUUAUGUUUAAAUUGUCAUUUACAACGAAUUGGUGCUAUUCCUGCCACAUCAGCUGGUAGUGGUAAUACUAUAAACACUAAUAAUCAUCAUCAUCAUCAUCAUACAAAUAAUAUUUCUAUUACUGGUAGUCAUUUAAAAUCAAAUAGUGGAAUAAUAAGUCAUACUAAUACAACACCUAUAAACAAUAUCAAUAAUACACGUUAUACAACUAUGUCAAAUAGAAAUAAUAAAUUAAAUACAAUCAAUUCUAAUCAAUAUUUGCAACAACAACAACAACAACAACAUCAACAUCAACAUCAUCAUCUUUAUCAUCAUCCUAAUCAUUCUCAUAAUCAAUUAAGUAAUACAUCAUCAAGUACAUUAUUGACACAUAGUUAUACACCAAUAACAUCAUAUACUACUCGUAGUAUACAAUAUACAACUCCUAAUACAACAAUCUCUGCAACGUCAGGUUUAAAUCAUCGAAAUAGUAAUACUACUACCACUACUACCACUACUACUACUACUACUACUACUACUACUAAUAAUAAUAAUAAUAAUAAUAAUAAUAAUAAUAAUAAUAAUAAUAAUAAUAGUAGUAACAAUUAUGCAUUGAAUUGGGAGAAGACACGAACCAAUAGUAUAAAUAAGCAUAAUUCACAUAAUCAUAAUGCUAGUCAUUCACAAUAUACAAAUAUUCAUUAGAAAUUGUCAAAAUUUCUAUCAUACAAACAAUUAACUAUAUCUGUUUGUCUAUAUUAUAUCACCAUUAUCACCUUCGCUGCCACCGACGUCGUUGCUGUUGCCGUUGCCGUUGCCGCCGCCACCAUCACUGCUGUUGUUGUUGUUAUUAUUCUUAUCUCUUCUACUUUAUCUUUAUUCUUUGUUUAUCUCUAGUCGAAUAAAUUGUUGGAUUAUUUCUGAUCAACUUUAUAAUCCUUUAUGAAUUGAGGUAUUUGGCAUCAAUCACUCAUUACUAUGGUUUACAUUAUUAUAAUAUGAAUAAAUUAAAGAAGCAUAUAUAUAUAUAUUGCCACAAUAUGCAUUUCAAAUGAUCUUCCUAUACAAAGCUGAAAGUAAUCAUUUACAAAUUGUUAAUACAUUAAAACUAUAGUUUGUUUGUUCAUUCAAAUGAAAAAGUAUCUGUGUUUAUUCAUGAUAAAUCUUACUAAUUGAAUAUUAUAUUCACUUUUAAAGCUAUUCUCAUAAUCCCCUAAGCUAGAACGAUAUAACGACUUGAACAUGAGAGAGAUGGUGUAAAAAGGUAGCGAGAACCAAUUUACGCCAUAGAUUUGUAUGAGUACAGAAAAAAUAUAUACAGGG